UGACAUGAAUAUAGUUAUGAAUGUAUUUCGAAUAUUUGAAGUGAGCAUAUAUGAGCAACCUUCAAUAUCAUUUCAUUUAAAAGUUCGAAAGCAAAAUUUUUAAACCAACAAUUUUCAAGUGUCAAAGCCAUUUACGCACGAUAAUACGUGUUUCUUCUUGGGCAUUUGAUCAUAGCAUUAAUAUUAUGACAUCUACAGUACAGAUUGACGGAAGUUUAGGCGAGGGUGGUGGCCAAGUAUUGAGGAUAGCAUUGUGUCUGAGCGCAUUGUACAAAAUACCAGUGAAAAUUAAUAAUAUUAGAGCAGGUCGACCGAAACCUGGACUAGCUGCUCAACACUUAAAAGGUAUCGAAUUAUUGAAGAGUAUGUGCAACGCGGAAGUACAAGGAGCAAAUCUAGGAUCGACUAGCAUAGAGUUUAAACCGAAUAACUUAAACUCGGACAGAAGACAUACAUUUGUCGUAGAUACAGGAACUGCUGGUUGCAUCUGUUUGUUAGCCCAAAUAGCAUUGCCCUGUGCUUUAUUUUUUCCACGAGGAGAUGUUGUCACAUUAAUCCUUAAAGGUGGUACAAAUGUUCCUAUGGGGCCACAUAUAGAAUAUCUUACAGAAGUUUUAAGACCUUUACUUAAUAAAUUUGGAGCUGAUUUUGACUUCAGAGUUGUGAGAAGGGGUUAUUAUCCAAAGGGAGGCGGAGAAGUGCGUUUAUACGUAAAACCUGUUCGCGUUCUGAAUGCUGUUAAUUUAAUUGAUCCUGGUGUACCUAAGGAUAUAGUAGGAUGGGCAUAUGUUGCCGGUGUUGUUUAUAUCGAAGAAGCACAUAAAAUGGCGAACGAUGCUAAAGAAGUUCUGAUAGAAGGUUUAAAUAAAUACGAUAUUCCAAUUUCACAGAUAAACAUUGAAUGUUAUAAGGAAGAUAAAGUUGUAGCCUUCGGAAAUGGGUCUGGCAUCAAUGUAGUGUGCACUACCACUAGUGGAUGUGUCUAUGGUGGUUCAGGAUUGGGUACCAGUCGUCGAGAACAAGUUAUACCAGGUGUACAAGCAGCUGGAGAAAUCUUAAACGCAAUUUUAGCAGGGUCUUGCGUUGACGAACAUGCUCAAGAUCAAUUAAUAAUACUGAUGGCUCUAGCAAAAGGCACCUCGAAAAUUAAACUUGGAAGUCAAAAACUAACUUGUCACACCGAGACGGCUAUAAAAGUGGCAGAAAUGAUGUUAAAACAUUAUAAUCUUCGGUUUAAAUUGAAUGAAAAAAAAGUUGGAGAUAACAUUUCGUAUACUUUAGAGUGUGAAGGUUGUGAUUAUAAACCUUUAACAACACAAUAAAUAAAUGUUGCGAUGUGUCCGCAUUGUGCAUACGCGCGGACGAUAUCUAUGUACAUAUAUUAUACUGUUCGAGUGUAUGCACUUAACCCUUUGCGCUCAGAGAAUUUUUACAAAUCACUAUCAACUCGAACGUAUUUAUUCGUGAAGUAGUAAGUACAUAUGCGUAUAAGAUCUUCAAGUAUAAUAUUAAAUGAUAUAACGUUGGAAAAAUAAUAAAUAUAUUUAAAUAGAAUAUAACACGA
This is a messenger RNA of Megalopta genalis, 1564 nucleotides long. RefSeq names its product RNA 3'-terminal phosphate cyclase (gene Rtca). The record is from RefSeq and is a predicted model, not a curated record. Gene Ontology annotation, cellular component: nucleus. Gene Ontology annotation, molecular function: RNA-3'-phosphate cyclase activity. Lineage: Eukaryota; Metazoa; Arthropoda; Insecta; Hymenoptera; Halictidae. Gene Ontology annotation, biological process: RNA processing.